Miscanthus lutarioriparius is the source of this 1098-nucleotide messenger RNA. The record is from the annotation of a GenBank genome assembly. NCBI's taxonomy places the organism in Eukaryota, Viridiplantae, Streptophyta, Magnoliopsida, Poales, Poaceae.
AUGUCUUCUUUGUUGGUUCCAAACUUGCUUCCAGAGCUACAAAUCGCUAAGUAUGUUAACAUCGUUGAAGAAGAUGACGAAAUAUUUUUCCGAAGCAGUAUCCAAAAUAUCUCAAAUUUAAAGCAUAUCCAAAUGGAUGCAGAAUUUGUUGAGAGUGACAGUGCUGAGUCUGUUUCUGAUGUCACUUUAUGGCCAAAGGAUUCGUGUCUUUCUGAACAACCUAUGAAAGAUUCACUUAAAGAUAUCCCUAGUGCUCAGCGGUCUCCUGUUUGUCCUGAUUUUUAUCCACUUGAGCAUGAUGAUUGGGAAAAUUAUAUCAUUUGGGAUAAUUCACCAGCAACUGAAAGUCAGCCUUGCUUAAAAGGUUGUGCAAUAUAUGAAGAGAGCAUGGACACUCACAAUUUAGAUCAUGCUAAGGAUUAUGGUCAUGUCUCUCAGUACUGUGCUGUGAAGGGUAAAAUUAAUGGGCAUGGUUCUCCGGUAAUAAUAGAUCCGUUUGGUUUUACUGAAAUGCCUGCAGCUAAUCACCAUGCCCCUGAGAAAAGUUACUAUCCAUUGACAAAGGAGACACCUCAGGACAAUAAUGCCUUAUACCACACACAACCUGUGACCAUGCAGUGGUUAAACAACCUUUGCUUACUGAACAGGGAAUUAUUAGAAGGAUCAUGGUGGGACUACAUUAUCUGGGAUCCUAGUGUGGAUACCCCGAAGCCUAAACUUAUAUUUGAUCUUAAAGAUGAUCAGAUGCUAUUUGAGACUGUGGAUGGAAAGAAAGUGGACCGUAUCCACUCUCAUGCUCCUACUAUGAUUGCUGUUAGUUCAUCAAUGAAGAGUUCAGCAUCAUCAGCAGAUAAUUUUAGUAAUCAAUCGAUUUCACUGAGUGAUCAAUUCAACAUCUCAAAUGACAAGUUUUAUUGUAUGGGGAAAUUAUCGCAGCAAGUUAACUUUCUUGCUAAAAAAGGUGCUUCAAUGUGCAUAAAGGUGGUGCAUUCUGCUCCAGCUCAGAAGCUGCAAACCAUGAAACCAAAACUGAGCAAGUAUGAGCCAACCCUGCCCUUCCCUCUCAGAAUCUUCUACUGUAUUCACAAGUCUCAGUGA